This is a messenger RNA of Oncorhynchus masou masou (cherry salmon), 9304 nucleotides long. Its product is annotated as contactin-1a-like. The record is from RefSeq and is a predicted model, not a curated record. Gene Ontology annotation, molecular function: cell-cell adhesion mediator activity. Bases 195 to 3260 code for a protein of 1021 amino acids. The transcript has 25 exons. Gene Ontology annotation, cellular component: axon; plasma membrane. Lineage: Eukaryota; Metazoa; Chordata; Actinopteri; Salmoniformes; Salmonidae. Gene Ontology annotation, biological process: brain development; cell-cell adhesion; axon guidance.
CAGAGACGCAGCUGCCUGUCAGUUUCUUCCCUGCUCCUAGUUCCUGAGCACCCGGCGAUGAUCCAGGCGUGAGUCGUGAAUGUACACCGACGGACGGAUCGUUCGCUAUUGCAGGAAAAGCAGCCUGUCCUGCUAAUGUUUCGUCAUCAGCCGUGGUUCUAAGCAUCACCUCAGGAGGUUCUAAUCAGAGCAACAUGCUGCACCUCACUGUGCUCCUCCUUUUCCUCCUGUCCCUCACUUUCCCCUCCACGGAUGCAUCUGCCUUCGGAGGGGAACCUGGUUUCUACGGAGACGAUGCUACAGGUUACGGGCCGGUGUUUGAGGAUCAGCCAGUCGAAACCAUCUACCCCGAGGAGUCGCCUGAGGCCAAAAUCACCAUGAGCUGUCGAGCACGAGCCAACCCACCUGCCACAUACCAGUGGAGGUUGAACAGCCGGAGCAUAGACCUGGAUGGUGAUAACCAUUACACUCUGGUCGGGGGCGACCUGGUCAUCUCUAACCCCAUCAAGAACAAACACGUUGGGAACUACUCCUGUGUGGCCACCAACGACUACGGCACUGUGGUCAGCCGAGAGGCUGGCGUCCGGUUUGGAUACCUGGACUUCUUCUCGUCUGAGGAAAGAGAGGCGGUGCACGUGAAAGAGGGCCAGGGGGCAGUCCUGCUCUGCGCUCCCCCACCACACUACCCACACGAGCUGUCAUUCCGCUGGAUUCUGAACGAGUUCCCUAUCUUCAUCACGCUGGAUAAACGUCGCUUUGUCUCCCAGACUACAGGGAACCUCUACAUCUCAAAGGUGGAUUUAUCAGACAGUGGCAACUACUCCUGCUUCGUCUCCAGUGCAUCCAUCGCCAAGAGCGUCUUCAGCAAGUUCAUCCCCCUCGUCCCCCUGACUGAACGUCCAAUCAGGAAAUACCCCGCUGACAUCAAAGUCAAGUUCCCAGACACUUACGCACUGGUGGGACAGAAUGUCACAAUGGAAUGCUUCGCCCUGGGAAACCCCAUCCCUCAGAUCCGCUGGAAGAAGAUGAACGGAGAGCUGCCGUCCAAUCACGACGUCAGCAUGGCGGGGGCCCACCUCCACCUGUACAACGUGCAGUAUGAGGACGAGGGGACAUACGAGUGUGAGGCCCUCAACUCCAAAGGAAAGGACUGGCACAGGGCACGCGUCUCUGUAGAAGCAUUCCCGGAGUGGACCGAGUCCAUCAACAGUACAGAGAAGGACAUCAGUAGUGACUACACCAUGUCCUGUGUGGCUAGCGGCAAGCCCAAACCCCACGUACAGUGGCUCAAGAACAGCUAUGCCUACGAUAAGCGUGAUUUGAGGUUCAGUGGUCUGACGUUUAAGGACUCUGGGAUGUACCAGUGUAUAGCAGAGAAUCGCCAUGGAGUCAUCUAUGCUAACGCAGAGCUGCGAGUGAUUGCGUGCGCCCCUACGUUUGAGCACAACCCUGUGAAGUGGAGGAUUCUGGGAGCUAAGAACGGCAGAGUGGUCAUAGAGUGUAAACCUAAAGCAGCUCCCAAACCCUCGUUCUCCUGGAGCAAGGGCACUGAACUGCUCUUCAACUCUACCAGGGUGUUAAUCUGGGAGGAUGGUAGUCUGGAAAUUCUGAAUGUGACCGAAGCGGACGAGGGGCGUUACACUUGCUUUGCUGAGAACAAUCGGGGCCAGGCCAACAGCACAGGCUCCCUCUCCAUCACAGAGGCCACUAAGAUCACCUUGGCUCCUUCCAACGCAGACGUGACGGUGGGGGAGAGUACCCACAUGCAGUGUGCCGCGUCACAUGACUCCACGCUGGACAUCACAUUCGUCUGGACCCUGGACGCCCACUCCAUCGACUUUGACCGGGAGGGAUCCCACUAUGAACGCAACCUGAAUGGUGGUUCCAGUGGAGAGCUGCUCAUUAAGAACACCCAGCUGAAGCAUUCUGGACGUUACACCUGCACCGCUCAGACCCCUGUGGACAACGUCACCGCAUCCGCCAAUCUGGUAGUCAGAGGUCCGCCUGGGUCUCCAGGUGGGGUGCGCGUGGAGGAUAUCAGGGAUAAGAGUGUGCGUCUGAUCUGGAGCCGAGGUACAGACAACCACAGCCCCAUCUCUAAAUACACUAUCCAGUGCCGGGACUCUUUCUCUCAGGAGGACUGGCGAGACGCCACCACAUCCCCUCCAGAUGUGGAAGGAAAUGCAGAGUCGGCCACGGUGGUGGACUUGUUUCCCUGGACAGAGUAUGAGUUCAGGGUGAUAGCCACCAACACCCUGGGGACAGGAGACCCCAGCAGCCCCUCUCCCAAAGUCACCACGCUGGAGGCAGUUCCUGUGGUGGCGCCCUCAGACAUCGGCGGCGGCGGCGGGACCAGCAGGGAGCUGACCAUAACUUGGACGCCAGUGCAGCCACAGUACUACUAUGGACGUAACUUUGGCUACAUCAUCGCCUUUAAGCCCCGGGAUGGCUACGAGUGGAGGAAGGUGACUGUGGCAGACCCCGGGGCUAAGCACUACGUCCACAAAGACUCGUCCAUCCUCGCCUCCACAGAGUUUGAGGUCAAAGUGAAGGCCUUCAACAGCAAAGGGGAAGGACCCUAUAGUCUCAUGGCUGUCAUCUACUCUGCGCAGGACGUGCCAUCUAAAGCCCCGACUAGUGUGGGGGCCAGGGCGCUGUCCGCCACUGAGGCCAUCGUGUGGUGGCUUCCUGUUACCCAGCACACUGUAGAAGGCUACCAGGUGCGGUACUGGAGGAAGGCGGAGGACAGCGAGACGUCCAGUCAGAGGGUGGUGUUGUCCAGCAGAGAGAACCAGACCAGGCUGGAUAACAUGAGGCCAGACUCCCACUACCUCAUAGAGGUCAAGGCCUACAAUGCAGCUGGAUACGGACCCCCCAGCCAACACUUACAGAUCUACACCAAGAAAGCCCCCCCAAGCCGGCCUCCUAAAAUAAUCAGUAAAAAGCUGAAAGGCACAUCAGUGAAUAUCGCCUGGGAACAUGUUGAGCCCUUGGCCAACGAGUCAACAAUAGAUGGCUACAAGGUCCUGUACAGGCAGGCCAGCAAAUCCACUGGGAUGCUGUUUACCACUGGGAAGCGGUCCAUAGACCUGCCCAUGCACAAGGAUGGGGACUACAUAGUGGAGGUCAGGGCUCACAGCAAGGGAGGGGACGGGGCUGUGGCCCAAAUACGCAUCUCAGGUGGAGGCGUCAUGGCUGCCAAGUCCCUCAGCUUGGCCUACCUGCUCCUGGUGGCUCUGCUCUGUCUGAUGGGCCUCUGAAUGUAGCGCCAUCUUUCUCUGUCUUCACUGUCCAGUCCAGUGAAGGAGACUCUGUGAAGUUGACGCCUAUCUAUGACAACUUUGGUUUCAUAACCUUUGGUUUCACCUUGCAGGCCAAAAAAAAAACAUAUUCCCCGUUUCGAGGAAUUACGGCUCUGUUUGUGGAGGGAAAAAGACACAAUACAAAAUUUGGACAGAGAAGAUAUCUGGGAUCUCUCUUAUUUUAAACCUACAUUACCGUUGAAGGAGGAGCGUCUAAAGGGGGUGUUUCAACUUUUUCAAUAUGCCUUAUAUGUGAAUGGUUACACUUAUCUUUCACAAUGCCAUGACUGGCUCUUGACUGGCUGAGGUGUUAGUGCAUAGGUACUGCACCAAGAUGGCAGGUAACUGUUUUAAAAAAAUAUUGUGAUUACAGGCCUUUCUUGUUCAUUCAUGAAGGUACAGUAGCUUCAAAGUGUGUGUUUCAUUUGAUGUAUGGCAUUAUGGACAAUAGUUACAACAUAGCAUUCCAUAUAUAGUGUAUAUAUAAGCUUAGCAGGUAAUAUAGUUGUGAAGGAUAAGUGUAUGAGUUUCUGAAAAUGUCUUUGUGUUUUAUAUGCAUUUCAGUGACUUUUUCCUCUCCCUUUUUCUUUUCUUUUUUCAAGAUGAAUUCCACCAUCCCCUUUACAGAGAUACAGUCAAAUCAAAUCUCUACUCAUGGUCCCCGGCAUCCUAAGAUUUCUCUUAUCGAACAUCCUCAGACAAAAGAGCAAUUCAUGUAAUACUAAUAUAAUAUAUGCAAUGUAUAUGGUUUUGCUAUCUAAUAAGUACAUAUAGCCAGUACAUAUAGCUUACUAGUAACGCUGUAACUUCUUUGUUCAGAGAAACAUAGAUUUUUAUCUCACAAAAACAUGCUUAUUUCCAACUCGUAACGUUCUCGAAAGCGAAUAGACCCCGUUUACAAGUGUUUGCAUGUAGCCAUUGUUAUCAGAGAGAGUUUCCUGACAAAACAAGAGAAACUUCUCAGCCAGAGUGAUGCGAGCAUUUUUAGCACAUGCAUAUCUGUGUAUGUAAAAGUUGAAUGUAUUGAUGAACUGUGGGAAUGAGAAAUUAGCUUGAAAACAUAUCAGACCUGUAGUUUGUAUAUAUCCAUAAAAAGGAUGCGGAUUCAUGAUUUCGACUGGCUGAGAAAAGCUGCCUGCCUGUCUGUCUCAUCUGUCUUGGACUCCCGGCAUGUUCUUUGCUAUGGGACAGCUGGAGAUCGAAUUUUAAUAUUGUAACAAUGUUGCAAAUACCUGAGGGACCGACUGCAAGGUUUAUACAAAAAUCCGCUGUUGAAAACUAAAUGUUAGUCUUAAAGAAAUGUGAGAUAAUGUCUAGAUGCUUUUUAUAGUGGAGAUCAAGUUUAUAAAUUGUGACUGACCGGCUUAAAUCGGUCUCGUGCCGCAAAAUUUGAAAUUGUGUUUUUUUUUUUACAUUGGAUAAAAGUGGAGACUCAGAGCUACAAAAUGGUAUUUCAUACACUGCAUUUGAGGAACAAUGGGAAAGUAAUUCUGCUUUGAAAGUUGAUAAACUUAAACUCACUUUUGAGAAAAUUGCCUUUUGAAUGUUUUGGUACCUACUGGAGAGCUCUUCUAUGUCUACACCCAUUCAGCAUUGUUCACACCCUCUUAAAAUGGGUGGGGCUAAACAAUGAACCAUAAUCCAAAUCCAUAGAGUGCUAGCUAAAGUGAUCCAAAUAGGUUCAGUGUUAGCUAGUUAGCUUGCUAACAUUAGGCUAUAACUAGCAAUGCGAAAUGGCAUUCUGAUAUAACAUUAAAGUUACUACACACAGAUCAUAAACAUAAUAUUAGCUAGCGAGCCUGCCAUCUAAUGUCAGCUAGCUAGCUAACAGCAAUCUUUAGCUUGCAAUGAAAACAACUUUCUGACAAAAUUAUAAACGUAUAAUAUCUGAAACUGUAGCUAGACUCUUACCCAUAUACAUGGACGAAUGCUUCAUGGCUGAUUGCAACCCCGUUCAUUAAAUAAGACAUCCUGUGUUGUUUCCAUUUUGUAGAUACGCUUUUUUGCCAACGUUUACUGACAUAUUCAACUGCCGUUAUUCUGCACUCUGGCACACUCAGACAAGAGUGCUCUGAAACAGUUGCUGCAGUGACGUUCUAUUGAAAUGGAUACUUGCAUAGUAGUCUUUUGUUAAGUGUUACUACACGAUAAAUAAAAUAAAAAAGCAGCGUUAGAUUGGAUUACCUAGACAUAAUGACCAGCUCAAAUAGACAUAUGCUAUAUGGCAGACAAAUCCAAACUCAUCUCUUGGCAUGUCCAGCCCACUCAUUAUCUCAGCCAAUCAUGACUAGCGGGAAGGUUGCUGUCUUUUUAACCAACUGUGCUCGUAAUUUAACAAUUUUAUUUGUCUAGAGCCUUGCAAAAGUACUCAUCCCCCUUAGCGUUUUUCCUAUUUUUCUGCAUUACAACUUGUAAUUUAAAUUAAUUUUUAUUUAAUAGUAUUUAUUAAAUAGUCCAAAUUGGUGAAGAGAAAUGAAAAAAUUACUUGUUUCAAAAAAUGAUAUAAAAUAAAAAAUGGAAAAAUGGUGCAUGCAUAUGUAUUCACCCCUUUACCAUGAAGCCCCUAAAUAAGAUCUGGUGCAACCAAUGACCUUCAGAAGUCACAUAAUUAGUUAAAUAAUGUCCACCUGUGUGAAAUCUAAGUUUCACAUAAUCUGUCACAUGAUCUCAGUAUAUAUACACCUGUUCUGAAAGGCCCCAGAGUCUGCAACACCACUAAGCAAGUGGCACCAUGAAGACCAAGGAGCUCUCCAAACAGGUCAUGGACAAUGUUGUGGAGAAGUACAGAUAAGGGUUGAGUUAUAAAAAAAUAUCAGAAACUUUGAACAUUCCACAGAUCACCAUUAAAUGCAUUAUUAAAAUGUUUUAAAGAAUAUGACACCACAACAAACCUGCCAAGAGAGGGCCACCCACCAAAACUCACAGACCAGGCAAGGAGGGCAUUAAUCAGAGAGGCAAUAAAGAGACCAAAGGUAACCCCGAAGGAGCUGCAAAGUUCCACAGCUGAGAUUGGAGUAUCUGUCCAUAGGACCACUUUAAGCCGUACACAGAACUGGGCUUUACAGAAGAGUGGCCAGAAAAAAAACAUUGCUUAAAGAAAGAAAUAAGCAAACACAUUUGGUGUUCGCCAAAGGGCAUGUGGGAGACUCCCCAAACGUAUGGAAGAAGGUACUCUGGUACACCUCUCAUCAACCCAAGAACACCAUCCACACAGUGAAGCAUGGUGGUGGCAGCAUUAUGCUAUGGGGAUGUUUUUCAUCGGCAGGGACUGGGAAACUGGUCAGAAUUGAAUGAAUGAUGGAUUGCACUAAAUACAGGGAAAUUCUUGAGGGAAAACUGUUUCAGUCUCCCAGAGAUUUGAGCCUGGGACGGACGUUCACCUUCCAGCAGGACAAUGGCCCUAAGCAUACUGCUAAAACAACACUCGAGUGGUUUAAGGGGAAACAUUUAAAAGUCUUGGAAUGGCCUUGUCAAAGCCCAGACCUCAAUUCAAUUGAGAAUCUGUGGUACGACUUAAAGAUUGCUGUACACCAGUGGGACCCAUCCAACUCGAAGGAGCUGGAGCAGUUUUGCCUUGUAGAAUGGGCAAAAAUCCCAGUGGCUAGAUGUGCCAUGCUAAUAGAGACAUACCCCAAGAGACUUGCAGCUGUAAUUGCUGCAAAAGGUGGCUCCACAAAGUAUUGACUUUCGGGGGGGGUGAAUAAUUAUGCAUGCUCAAGUUUUCUGUUUUUUUGUCUUAUUUCUUGUUUGUUUCACAAUAAAAAAUAUUUUGCAUCUUCAAAAUGGUAGGCAGUUGUGUAAAUCAAAUGAUACAAACCCCCGCAAAAUCCAUUUUAUUUCCAGAUUGUAAUGCAACAAAACAGGAAAAAUGCCAUGGGGGUGAAUACUUUGGCAUACAAGUUUGUUAUUAAGGCACAUGAAAGUUCACAUGUUCGAGAAUGAACAAUGAACGCAUUUUGAUAAAUAAAAAAGUUCAAACAGCUCUCCUGUGAAGUAGUCACCCUCGACAUAUGCCUAGUUGCCUGACUGGGCUGAUAAAACAGUGGAUUGCGCAGUCAGGUGGAACAGAGUAAAUAGGCAUUUUAACGUCAUAGACUUAGCUGGUGGUAACUUGUUGAAUAGACACCGGCUAAAAUGCGUUUUUUAACCAAUCAGCAUUCAGGACUAGACCCACCGGUUGUAUAACAUGACAUAAACAAUGUGUGACAGUAGUGUAUUUGGUUUGCUUGUCAGGACAACUAACUGUCCCCUGACCAUCGCUUUGCCAUAACAUGUGUCCAGUGUUGUAAGCAGGUACACUUGGAGGAACCAAACUGAGUUUGGAAUCAUAUAAAUAGAAAUAUAGAAUGGGUGUUUUCCCUUCUAAGGAUCCUAUUUAUGUGGUUUGAAUAUCCCAUGAAAGAGGACAGUGAGCACAAAAAGGCUUUGUUUUGACUGUAUCAGACCUUAGUGGUAGACUACAUGCUGGUGCUUUGUAAAGAAUGUUUCGCAUUUAGUUUCAUCUUUCUAAUGUCUCAUUUAUUUCGUUUUUAUUUUCAUGUUUUAUUUUUUAUGUUUCAGCCCCUUUUUAAUCAUUGUCUGAAGUGUGAGUGUCACUAUCAACAGUGACGCAGUGACUCUCACUCAGUAAGUAAGCGUGCAAUGUCUGUUUGAAUCUUGAAUGGCUAUUUAAAUUGUAUUACACGUAACACAACCUGCCUAGCUCCUAUAACAGUUAUACUACUAUUGUGUGUCAUGGUCCAUAAACUGGUGCAACUCAAGAUAAGCAACACAAACUUUCAAUACUUGUAUCAUAGUUCUCCAAAGCUCAUUCAUUGGUCCUACUAUGUUUGCGACAUUCAUUUGUCUUUUUUUUAUGAACAACAUGAGAGUUAUGAUGUCAUCAGAGAUAUAUAGAGUAUGCAUUAUCAAUUGGUGUUGUUGUUCAUCAUUAUGACCCGCCACUGGUUAAACAGUAGAGAUGUAUUACUGUUAUUUCCCGCAAGAAGUAUAAAAAUGCAGAUUUUCUUUUUCUAUUUCUCCCUGAAUACAUGUUCGGUGUGAUGCUAGCCAUGCUUUUACUAGCUCUGGUCCAGGGUGUUCAAGUGGCUUGCUACGCAAGGCUCAAGCAGCGCCCUGGACCAGAGCUAUGCCUCUGCAUACAUUGUGACUAUGUCAACAAAACACCUACCAAAGUGCUUUCCCCAGUUUCCCCUCAUGCGACAAGUCAUUGAAAGAGUUGCCAAAUGCAUGAAUGCCUUGAACUUUGAUAUUUGGAAGGAAAGUUGCUAUUACUACAUCCUAACAUGCAUGACAUUGGAAAGUGAUUAUAGGCCUAUAUGGUAAAGAAGCUCCAUCCGUACAUUGCAAUGAGUCAACGCAUCAUACAUACAGGCAACUUCCUAUCAGCUUCAUAUGAACUCAACAUGCCUUUGUGGCAAAUAAUAAUACACAUGAAUUCCAUUAUGAGUGACAUCUCUUUAUGUCAGAGACUGUGUGUUAUGUGUGCAUACUGCACAUUCUAUAGAUAAGCCUAACAUGUGCAUUAGCAAGAGAGUCAUCUCAAGGGGAAGUCUAUGGAGGGCAGGGUUGCUAAUGUUUCGAAACUUUCCCAAAAUUCCCAGCGUUUCCAGAAAUCCCAAAUGGAGGAUUCCCAAAAUUCCCAAAUUUUCCAAGAAAUCCAGUUGGAGGAUUCACCUGAGAAUUUGGGAAAAAUGUCUGGAUUUUUUUCCAUCCUAAUGGAGGUUAAGGUCUUCCAGAAAAAAAACUAAACUGACUAAAGGAAUCUCACUCAUUCAAGUUCAAUAGGCCCUACUGGUCAGUCCUGCGCUCAGUCUCAUGCAUUACUGUAAGAUGGGUUGGGCUUUGAUGACAUCACCGUUGAUACAGCAGCACUGUUUGGCUGUAUGUUCAGUGCUGUAUUCAUACUGUACUGAGUCUGAAUCGCACAUGUUGAGAGGGCUGAAACUGGACUCUCCAAUUGGCUGGACAUAAAAGGAACAAUAAAAGUUUAGUUAACUAUC